UCUCCACUGCAGAGCCGCAGCGCUCCGUCUAUAAAGCUUCUCUAUGUCUUCUCCUGCAGGCUGUGAGGUUUGAUUUUAGUUGUUUUGUUGUGUUUGUUUUUAAUGAUUGCGGAUCAUUGAGUUCAGUGCCGUUUUAAAUGACGCAGUGACGGAUUGAAGGAGGAGGAAUCAGGAGUUUUUACGCGUGAAUUAUGAGAAAAGUGGAGCUGUGAUUUUUUGUUUUGUUUUGUUUUAUCAUUUUUUUUCUUACCAAUUCGACAGCUGAUAAGUCAGGAGGAGAUGGAGAACAAGGCCAUGUAUCUGAGCACGUAUGAGGAGAGAGAAAACGGCUCCAUGUAUGAAGAGGCCUACGAUGGACACAACCUGUCCAAACUCAACCUGUGUGAUGAAGGUUCUGGAAAGCGUCGCAGGAAACAGGACCAGUGCUGUGGUCACCUGAACUCACUGUCGGCCAUCAAGUACGCCAUCGUCUCCCUCUACAUCCUGGUUCUCCUCACCAUCUUUGGACUCUGCCUGACAGUCUCUCGCUCCCAGGUGUCUUCUCAGCAGCAGGACGUGCUGCUGGAGAACGUGACCCGCAUGUCGGAGCACUCGCGGCUGCUCCAGCAGACGCUGGGCGAGCCGUCCACUCAGGCAGACCUGCUGGAGAACAUCUGGAAACUGGAGAACCUCUUCCAGAACCACAGUGACUGGCUGCACAGGCUGGAGAUCCUCAUCAAGAGUGUGGAAAUCGAGCUGCGGAGCGCCCAGGCUUACUCUCUCCAGUCCGAGGGCUACCUGGUGCAGCUGGACGACAGAUUGUCCUCACUGAGCAGCUCCGCCACCAGAAAUCUCACAGGCUUGAUCACAGAGGUGACGCGGGCGUCCGCCUGGCUCCGAGACCACGACCACCUGCUCCGCGAGAACUCGGGGAAGGUGAGCGGCCUCAGAGAGAAGCUGGACGAGGUCAACUGGACGGUGGGAGCUGUCAAUCACACGUUCAGCAACGACAUCAACGUUCACAACCUGAAGAUCCAGGACUUACAGAUCCAGAUCAGCAACAUAACGGAGGACACCAGCAAUUUAUGGGUGACCCACAUCCACACGGAGGCUCAGCUGAGGAACGAGAUGGAGAUCCUCAACACGAUCACGGAGGACCUUCGUCUGAAGGACUGGGAGCACUCCAUGACCCUGAAGAACCUCACCAUAUUCGAAGGGCCUCCAGGACCAAAAGGAGAGAAAGGUGAUACUGGACCACUUGGGCCCCCUGGGGCCCCUGGGUUUACAGGCUUGAGAGGGUUCACGGGAGAAAAAGGCAUCCAAGGCCUUCGUGGUGCGAAAGGCUCGGUCGGGGUUGAAGGUCUUCAGGGAGAAAAGGGAGACGUCGGACCUGCCGGGCCCAGAGGUGAAAGAGGAGACCGAGGGAUGAAGGGGGAAAAAGGGGACCGAGGCGACGGAGGCGAGAAAACAGUGGAGGAGACCGUGGUGCGCUUGGUCAACGGUUCGGGUCCUCACGAAGGACGCGUGGAGGUUUUCCACGAACGCCGCUGGGGGACGGUGUGUGACGACGUCUGGGACAAAAAGGACGGAGACGUGGUGUGUAGGAUGCUGGGAUACCGGGGAGCCACAGAGGUCCAUAAGACUGGACGCUUCGGAAAAGGUACUGGUCUGAUCUGGAUGGACGACGUGGCAUGCACAGGGACCGAGGACAACAUCCACCAGUGCAAGUUUUCCGGCUGGGGCAAAACCAACUGUGGCCACGUCGAGGACGCCGGCGUAACCUGCGCCGUCUAAGACCCCACGGUGAUCCCAGAGCGUGCUGCAGCGGUGGAACAUCUUCUCAAACAAAAAGUGCCUUAAUAUUCAAAGACGCCACAAGGUGCACGACGUCCUACUGGCUGUUCUUUCUCUUAAAAAAAAACAAAAAGUGACUGUUGUAGCCACAGGACUGAAGCGUGUGGCUGUGAUGGAGACGCACAGAGCGACAAAAUUCUGCUUUUGACACUGACUGCAUAGUAAGAGUUGCUACACAGACAGAUGACCACACAACAAGACUUUUCAUCAGGACUGAAUUACAGAGCUCAUCUGUCUUCAAUGAAGGAUCAGAGGUCAGCGUUUAUACGAGCGGGGCGAGGUUGACCUCGGAGGCUGCUCUGGGUUCAGCUGCUUGUCUCCCAGUGUGGUGUCGAACUGAUGCAACAAAGAUUCCCAAUGGAAGAGACCGCGUUGCAAAGCAAAGCAAUGGCACACAAUGAAACUGAUCAACUGUGUCACUGAUGAACUGAUUUCUUUCCAUUUACAGGCAGCUGCUCCUCUCAGUAUUAUGAAACGAAGGCUUUCACUCAGCAACAGCGCUGCUUUCUCUUAUAUUCUCUCAGUACGACGCCGUCGUCUGUGCUUUACAGCCGUGACAAAGCCGGGGUAGAGGCAUCAUAUGUUUGUCAGUGUUGAUCAAUAAUUCCACAAACAUCUUCUCAGUAUAAUAUGAAUCAAGCGAUCUCAGCGUGAACCAAACUUCUGCGGCUCUGGUUUCAGCCUCAGGGGGGAGAACUGGCCCCCGAUGAAAGAAAUUAAAAGUCUAGUUUUUAAUAAUUAUCUUCUUCCCAGAAGGCAAAUCCUUUUCUCAAGUGGCCUUAAGAAACUAGAAAGGAUUUCAUUCUUCUUCAUUUGCGCAGGGAGGUUCUACCGUGAAAACAAAGAAACUCUGCAGCUAACAGUUUCUGUAAAUGAGUAAGAGUCACCGCGGUUGACGGAUGAAAUGAUUGUGAGGAAGAGACAACAGAUGAGUGUAAACAGAUGGAUGAUGCGUGGACGCUUGCCUUGCACAAUUUACAACACGGAGUCUGUCAGUGUCUGCGGCCCAGGGUUGGCUUGUUUCACACACACACACACACACACUAAACCAAGCAUAGCAUACAAGCCAUUUCUUCUAAUUUUUUCUAAUUUUUUAUUCCCCUCUCAGUAGGUUUUAAUCGUUCAAGCUGAUCUCAGAUCCCACAGAGUUGGUACCUCCCAAGUGUCCUGGCUCCCUUUCACUUCUGAGCUUUAAGAGAACUCACCAAACCGCAGUUUGGAAUUAAACGCAUGCCGUAACCCUUCUCUUCACACAGCCAUGAUUCAUAUAUACCAACACUUUUAGUGCACCUUAAAUACUGGCAAACGCACAACACUAACAGUUUCCUCCCAGUGGAGCUGCAGUGGAGUUCCCUUCGCUCUUAUAAUCUGUGGUAAAGUCUGUCUGUUUAAACCAUCCCAGUUUUGGAGAACGAGACUCUGCACAGCACAGUUAUGAAUUUAACGUUUCAUGGCACCACAUAAGGAAAUUUUCUACCUGAGUGUUUGAUGGCUCUUCCUGUUCUAAAACCACAAGUCUGCCAGAUAAAAAAGAUGAAUUAAAGAAGGAAAAGAGAGGAAAUGAGAGUCUGUGGGGGGAAAAAAAAGGAAAAUUAGGUGAGGAUCCAAAAACUCAACAGACCGGUUUCCCAACUCACAAAGGGGAAUUGUGAGUGGGUAACAAUUUAUUCUUUGAGUAUUUUCCUUCCAAAGGUUGAUUGGAUAACUCCAUCAAACUGUAAUUUGUUCAACAUCCGAUGAUGAAAUGAAGUUGUGGUACACACAAAAAAAAUCACCACAUGUCUUUUUAUUGCUUGUUUUGUUGACGAGCAUUGACAAAUCUUUGGUUGAGCGGGAAGGGAGAUUAUUUUCUUUUUCAAAAUUAUGCGCUCGUCUUUUAAAGGUCCAGUGUGUAAAAUUUAGGUGAUAUUAUUUCAAUCAAAGUAUUUGUAAUUCAAUUUUGAUUGUAAACCAUCUAAUUGUAAGAUUAAUUGUUAUUCAUUACUCCAUUACUCCAGGUCAGGUCUGCGGUGCUCCAUGUUUUUACAUGUUUUAGCCCACAAUGGACAAAGUAGAUAUCCUCUGAGUUUUGAUGCAAACUGAAGGCAACAUAUAUGUUUUCUAAAGCUGUGUUCACACCGGACGCGGCACGAAUUUGUCAUGUGACAGGUUUACAUUACAAAAUCAAUGCACAGAUGCAAUACUCACGUCAGCCAGGCAAAAAUCGUGCUCAUCGCAUCUAUCGCACAAAACGCUCAAGGUAUACAAAGCUAUACAACACUUUAUCUCUUGUGGAAAUACGCCUGCGGAGCAGAAACCGUCGUCUUGUGUGGUUUCACAACACACCGUACGGAGCCGGACACAACUUGGCGAGUUUCACUGUUAACUUCGGGAGCUCCAUAUGGAUGAUAUGGAUGCCGCUUCCAGCGAUACUUUUGCGUGAUGAGCUCCCGAAGUUAGCGGUGAAACUCCGGCUCCCUAUGGUGUUGUGAAACCACACAAGACGACGGUUUCUUCUCUGCAGAUGUUUCCACAACAGAGAGCACAACGCUUUGGUGGAUGGUAAAAACAAAAGCCCUUUACUUCUGUUUAAAAUACGGCGACUUGCGGCCAUCGGGUCACAAAAUGUACAAAAUGUGAUGGCCACGUUUGGUGUGAACAACUCAAUUUUACACACUGGACCUUUAAACACAGGGAGAGACUUCAUCAGCAUUGUGUGUGAACUGAUUUGUCAAUGGUUUGAAUGUAAAGGACAUUUGUUUAGAUUUGAAAUAUGACGCACUACAGCUUUAAGACCUGUGGAGUUUCCUCUUUCUUCGGCAUUAAACAGAUUAUAACAUCCUGCCACACAGGACUAUGAAGACUGGAGUAUUCUAACAGCAUAAAUGAAAUGAGAUUAUUGUUGCACAUUAUUCUUCAGACCUGACGUUGUGUUCGUUCGCAGGAGGCUUUAAUUAAAGCAGCUUCUGCUGCUGUUGGACGUCAAAAACUGUUGUGAUGUUAUGAUUCACUGACUGGUCAGACUCUGCUCCUCUGACCUCUGAGAUCAAUGCUUCAAGCCUCACGGGGUCAAAUAUCUCAAAAACCUUUGUAAAUACGAAUCAACCCCUUUUAAAACAAGACCACUUUUUUUUUUUUUUUAAACCAAGUCGACUUACAUAUAAAUGAUUUUUAAGUGAUUUGUUUGGUUUAAACUGUUCUGCAUAUACACAUAUGUUUAUUUCACUGUGUUGGACAUAACAUAUUAUUAACAAUAAGGGCUACAGAGUAUACUGAGUACAGAAGAAGUACACGCUUACAUGAAACAUGAACAUUUCUAGAAAAUACACCAACUUUUUUGUACUUUUUGUACCACUAAAAUGUUGUAUAUGCACUGCUGAAAUAAUAAAACAUAGAUUUGUUUACA
Molecule: messenger RNA, 5218 nt
Organism: Solea solea (common sole)
Lineage: Eukaryota; Metazoa; Chordata; Actinopteri; Pleuronectiformes; Soleidae
Gene: scara5
Product: scavenger receptor class A, member 5 (putative)
Exons: 12
Coding region: 280-1773 (497 amino acids)
Biological process (GO): iron ion transmembrane transport
Cellular component (GO): plasma membrane
Molecular function (GO): ferritin receptor activity
Source: RefSeq, a predicted model, not a curated record